Molecule: messenger RNA, 1252 nt
Organism: Zingiber officinale
Lineage: Eukaryota; Viridiplantae; Streptophyta; Magnoliopsida; Zingiberales; Zingiberaceae
Product: protein ENHANCED DISEASE RESISTANCE 2-like
Exons: 1
Coding region: 57-1031 (324 amino acids)
Source: RefSeq, a predicted model, not a curated record
CCUUCAAGACCGAGGCAGAGGCCGAAUAGGUCACAAAGAAAGGGUAGUCGCCGGAGAUGUGCCCGACCAUGAAGAAGACGAAAAACACCGCCUCCGAGGACACCGACGGUGUCGCGAAUAAUACGGUUACAGCCGAGGCCGUGGUGGAGGAUCCCCGCUAUGACUGGCGGCGUGAGGCGAUCGAGGGAGGCUCCCUUCGUCAUGUUGACCUCCACAAGGGCGUCAAUGGAUGGGCCUCUCCUCCUGGGGAUUUCUUCCAACUUCGUGGCCCCAACUACUUCUCCCGCCACCAGAAAUGCCCUUCCGGCGAUUGGCUUCUCCGACCAGCCGGCGUCGACUGGCUCCGCUCCGUCAACCGCCUUGAUAACGUCCUCGGCCGCCAGGACAACCGCAUCGCCACCGCUCUCCGUGGUGCCCACGCCCUCGGCCUCUCCCGCAAGGCUUUCCUUGUCGCGGUUAAUCUUCAGAUCCCCGGUCGUGAAUGCCACUCCGCCGUAUUCUACUAUGCCUCCGAGGACCCGAUCCCGCCCGGAUCCCUCUUGUACCGCUUCAUCCACGGGGACGACGCGUUCAGGAACGCGCGGUUCAAGAUCGUGAACCGAAUCGUGAAGGGCCCGUGGAUCGUGAAGAGGGCCGUCGGGAAUCACGCCGCAUGCCUCCUGGGGAAGGCGCUCAGUUGCAACUAUCACCGCGGGGAGAACUAUCUCGAGAUCGAUGUCGACAUCGGCAGCUCUGCCAUUGCCAAUGCCAUUCUUCACAUCGCUCUCGGUUGCGUCACGGCGGUGACAAUCGACAUGGGCUUCCUCGUGGAAGCGCAAGAGGAGGAGGAGCUGCCGGAGAGACUUAUUGGGGCCGUUCGGGUGGCGCAAAUGGAGAUGUGCUCGGCCAGAUACGUGGAGACCAGACACAAGGCGUCAGAGGUCGGAAAGGGAGGAUUUUGGGCACCGGCAAAGGUCAACGACCUGCACCACCAACCGGAUAGGAGUUUGGAAGCGAAAUCAUCGAGGCCAAGUGAGGGAGUGGACGGUUAGGGCAUUCUUCUCUGCACUUAGUGGAAAGGUGCGAACUUAUGCUGUUCGAUAUUGAUUAGCCCUGCUAUUUAGUCAUUGUUGAUAAUAAUCUGCCACUUGUGAGAUAGGGAUGCUGGAAUACGUUUCAUGUCGCUUCCUCAUCUCUUCAUUAAUAGGGGCAAAAAAUCAAUCGAGUUGUAUGAAUUUUGCUUCAUGGAAUUUAUCUUGGUAAAUUACUGUUA